UCAGGUCUGUCCAGGACUACUUACUCCAGUAUAAAACUGAGAGCAGAAAUACGAUCACACACUGAGAAGUCUAAUCAAUUCUGGUUUCAACAUUGAGCCUAUUUAAAAUAGAUAAUGGAAUUGCUGUUCCUUGUUCUGUUCUCUCUGCACAUUCUCAAGACAGAGGCAGUAGUUGGAGGCCACUGGUGCUAUCAGUCACAGAAGUAUCAACAGCCAGACUGUGAAGAGCCUCGACAAUGGUAUCAAGUAGAUACUGCCUGCAAAGGAAACAAACAGUCACCUAUCAACAUUGUCACCAAAAAUGUCAUUUAUGACAAGAACCUUAAGCCACUGAAUUUUGAAGGAUAUGAUGUGAAGGGGUCUUCAAAAUGGAACAUAGAAAAUAAUGGACACACAGUUAAAGUAGCAUUAAGCACAUUCCCUAAAAUUGGAGGAGGAGGUCUGAGGAGGAAAUACAAGGCAGUAGAGUUUCAUUUGCACUGGGGAAUAGAAGGUGUGCCACAAUACCUUCCUGGGUCAGAGCACAGCAUAGAUGGAGAAAAACAAGCCAUGGAGCUUCAUAUUGUCCACAUAAGAGAAGACGUUUCAGAUGUAACAGAAGCAAAGAAACAUGCAGAUGGUGUGGCUGUGUUAGCAUUCUUUAUAAAGAUUGAAGAAGAAAACAAAAACUACGCCACUCUAAUAAAGGAAUUGGAGAAAAUCAAAUACAAAGGGGAAACAGCACAGAUGGAGCCUUUGCCCCUGAGUUCUCUUCUCCCACCUGAGGAAGAGCUUGGAAAGUACUAUCGGUAUGAGGGCUCCCUCACCACUCCUGACUGCUAUGAGGGUGUCACUUGGACAGUGUUUGAGAAGCCAGUUGAACUCAGUAUUGCUCAGAUUUCUCAGUUUUCAACAGUCCACUUUGAUGGGAAGAACUCAACUCUCAUGGCUGAAAAUUUCCGACCUGUUCAGUUUCUGAACAAACGCAAGGUGUACUGUUCCAGUGCCAGCAGCACCCUCCUGCCUCCUACUAAGGUUGUAAUGUUGGUCCUGAUGCUUGUGUGCAUCCUGUUUUCUCUUUUCCAGUGAACUCUUCUUGCCUCAUUCAAGGUUCUGAGCUUUUUGGAGUCUUUUUGCUUGGUUGGUUUGUUUUUGUUCUAAUUUUAUUGCUGCUGCUAUUUUUUUUUUUCAAUCAAGUAUUCUAACUCAUGAAUUGUAUUUGAACACUGAAUUAACCUUGUCCUCUUCCACAUACUAACUAAAGAGUUCUGUUGCUGCUCUUACAUAAAAUGAACUCCAUUGCACUAAAUCACAGAAUUUGAAGGAACUGUAAGAUAAAGCUAUGAAGAUUCAAAUUUAAAAACCCCCACACUAGUUAC
Molecule: messenger RNA, 1358 nt
Organism: Dryobates pubescens (Downy woodpecker)
Lineage: Eukaryota; Metazoa; Chordata; Aves; Piciformes; Picidae
Product: carbonic anhydrase 4
Exons: 8
Coding region: 115-1068 (317 amino acids)
Cellular component (GO): plasma membrane
Molecular function (GO): carbonate dehydratase activity; zinc ion binding
Source: RefSeq, a predicted model, not a curated record